AUGUCUUCGUCAAACUUGAAAGCUGAACCUUACCCAAUGAAAGACGAUGCAUCGAUCUAUUCCAGAUUUGAUGAGGAUGGCGAAAACUCAUCCGAUGCUUCGAAUCGAAUGUGCUUUACUCGUUUCUGUAAAUGGUUUCGACAAAACUUCAGCGUUGGUACACGCAACUUGGUUUACAUCUUCCCUGGUCUAGCAAUACUAUCCGUUCCUGCCGUGUUGGGAUGGACAAUCUACAAAGGCACAUAUAUUGCUACGGUGCCAUUAGAAAUUUGGGCAUUGUGGUUAGGCAUUUGUUGGUUCGCUUUCUUUGCGUCGAGAUUUGUUAUGGCAGUCGCGCCGGACAUAUUUGAAUGGUUUUUUGGGCUAUUUUCAUCCAAGAUCAAGAGAUAUAUGGACUAUUGGAGACAUUUGCAUUUUUAUGUCUCAAAUGUCACUUUCUUUCUUGCCGCGCUUAUCACAUUCAAUCCAAUUAUGGUCGCCUAUAAUGGGAAUGAUGGAGUGAUUGUUGACUGGCAAGACAUCGUUCAUAGAAUACUAGCAGUACUAUUUAUCUCGUCUUGCAUAAUUGCCCUUGAAAAAUUGCUUCUUCAGGUUAUAGCUGUCAAAUUCCACCAAACAACGUAUCAAGAUCGCAUAGCACAGUCAAAGUAUCAAAUUGCAGUUCUUUCUAAGCUCCUUGUAGUCGCCAAAAAAAGAGUUCGUAGACCCUCAAUUGAUGCGUUGGUCACAAACAGAAGCUUUGGAAAUCAAGGCAGAGGCGGAAUUGUCAAGAUUUUUAAAACAACUAAAAAUGCUAUUGAGAAGACUACAAGCGUUUUGGGACACAUGGCUUCGGAGAUUACUGGCCAGAAAUUUGACCCGAACACGAAUUUUGCUGAAACCACAGUCUUACAUUAUCUUCAAUCAAGUCAUGGUGCACGUGCCUUGGGACGUCGCUUAUUUCAGGCUUUCUGUCCCCACAAACGCGCCUAUCUUACGCUCGAUGAUGUCCGAAAUGUAUUCCAGACGGACGAAGAGGCUGAAAAUGCAUUCUACAUGUUUGAUAAAGAUGGCAACGGAGAUUUAACCAAGGAAGAGAUGCUCAUAUCAUGCGUUGAAGCUUACAAAGAACGUCAAGCUAUUUCUGCCUCUUUACGCGAUUUAGAUAACGCCGUGGGUAAAUUGGAUUCCAUCAUGAUGGUUGCAAUUUAUUUCGUUAUAAUUCUCCUCUUUAUUGCCUUCUUAAAUGUGUCAUUCCAGACAUAUAUUGCAACAGCCGGAUCGGUCCUGGUUGCACUUUCAUUUAUGGUUGGGUCAACUGCCCAGGCAGUCUUUGAAAGCAUAAUUUUCUUGUUUGUUAGACAUCCGUUCGACGUCGGCGAUCGCGUAGUCAUAGAAGGGGAGACGUACAUUGUCGCCGAAAUGUCUUUAAUGACUACUACUCUAACUCGUAACGAUGGUGGAGAAGUACACGUUGCCAACAAAAGCCUGACGGAGCUUUUUAUUCAUAACGUUCGACGCUCAGGACAUAUGGCAGAUGAAACAUUUAUUGAAGUUGAUUUCUACACGACGUUUGAGCAGAUUGAAGCAUUGCGGAAGCGAAUGGUGCAAUUCUUGAAAGCGGAAGAAAGAGAUUUUUAUCCACAAAUCGAAAUAACUGUCGAAAAGUUAGUGAAGCUCAGACAAAUGUUGAUCAAGAUAAGUGUUAUUCAUAAAAGCAAUUGGCAAGAUGAUGGCCUAACAUCGAGACGAAAGAAUAAGGCAAUAUUAAUCGAACUCGAUAUUCAAGGACCGUACGAUUCGCCAAGAUUUCCGGCUGACAAAAUGGUUCCUCCAAAUCGUUCUCUUCGAAAUCUCCAUAAUAAUUCAUCUAAUGAUGCUAGCAAAGCUGAUUUUACUCUUGGUGUCAAGAGUGACGUAUUUGACGAAGAUGAAAAUAGAUCGAACAGACAAUCAAUAAGGAGGCGAAAGACUGAAAGGCAUACUUUUGGGAGUGAUGAGGAGGAUGAGGUACAUAAUCAUAAGCAAGAAUUGGAAUCUGGACGAGUCGAUAUUGUGGUUUCUGACGAAAAAGGAAAGUCGGACAAUAAUUACAAUAAUUACUUCUGA
Messenger RNA from Paraglomus occultum, 2088 nucleotides. NCBI's taxonomy places the organism in Eukaryota, Fungi, Glomeromycota, Glomeromycetes, Paraglomerales, Paraglomeraceae. The record is from the annotation of a GenBank genome assembly.